UCGAGAAUGGUCGUCGUUACCGGAGUGCAAGUGCAACCUGGGCUUCUAUUGGUCCUCGUCUCCUUGUUGUUAUCGUGCUUCGAGUGUGUGGAAAAGUCGGAAAAUUACGAUGUCACCGAGAGUAAAAACCAUCGAACGAGCCUGUACCAGGCGCUGCUGAUGCGGGCGGCCCCGAGUCGGACGAAGCACUCGACCCGGGUGGGCACCAAGACCAAGUCGACGGCGACUCGCUACGCCAGCAAGAAGGGCACCGGGACAGGGUCCGGCUCGUCAGGGUCCAGCGCCACGCGGACGGGCCAGAGUAGCGCGGCCAAGAACAAGAAGACCGUCGUCGAGAUGGCAGUCUGUCGCGGCACUGACGGCGUCUCCGGGAUCUGCUACUCCGCCGAGAAGUGCCGCGAGCUCGCCGGACUCAACACCGGCAAAUGCGCCGUCAGCGAUGGAGUCUGCUGCAAAGUCGAGAGAACGUGUCAUGGCGCCACUAAAGAAAUCAUAUCAUAUUUUGUGAAUCCAAAUUUUCCCUCAGAGAAUCGGGAGUCUUCUUUCUGUGACUUCCGAAUUGACAUCAACAAUCAAAACAUUUGUCAAAUUAGAUUAGAUUUUGAGGAGUUUUCGAUGAAAGGCCCGCACAAAAACAUAGGCGUUUGUCGGAAAGAUCGAUUCAUGGUCACUACCUCUCUACCGAAUGGAUCAGGCAUCUCUGAUCUUUGCGGGGAAAACAAAGGACAGCACUUGUACGUUCCGGUGGAUCCUUCAGUGGCCGGUUUUACUGUAUCUUUGAUGGUCAUGACUUCCGGCGGAAGUCCACACUUGUGGAAAAUCCGUAUCACGCAGAUCGACUGCAAAACUCAGGUACAACUUAUGGCUCCAAACGGGUGUCUUCAAUAUUUCACUGACCUAUCAGGAAACGUGCAAAGUUUCAAUUACGCUGGUGGACUUUAUCAAACCAAUCUAGACUAUGCAAUCUGCAUCAAACGGUCCAUCAACACUUGCAGGGUUGAGUACCAACAGGCCGAAGGAUCGAAGUUCGGCAUUAGCUCGUUCGAAGGGACGGAGCUGUCGGACGGGAUCGGGCGGGCGGGGACGGUGAGCUGCGACCUGACGACGCACGACUACCUGUUCAUCCCGGGCGGGAUGCGGGACAUCGGGGACACGGACGUGGAGCCCGUGGCGGAGGACGAGGAGGAGCAGGAAGAGGUGGACGGGCCGCACGAGGUGACCAACGAGGAGAAGUUCUGCGGCAAAGCCCUCUCCGGACUGGCCGUCAACGAGUACGCCGACAAGCUCGCCCUCGACGACGCCCUCAGCGCCCCCGAAAACAUCACCGUCCCCUCAACCGUUACCAGUUAUGCAUCCGGGCCUAUCAUUCUGCGAUUUCAUACUGAUGGCAUUUCCCAUAAAGACCAAGAAAUUGGAUUCUCAAUAAAUUACCAGCAAUUGGGGGCUGGCUGUACCAGAAAAUCAAGAAGUUAUAGAGGAAAACACAAAAGACGGAAAUAAACAAACUUCUUAUGGAGGGAAAUCUUUUUUUUAUUAUUAUUGUUACUUUUUAUCAAAAAAUAUAACUCGGAAAGUUUUCUUACCAAAAGUUGGCAGAAUUACUGAUCUUAAAUUUACAGUGCCUCUAGCUUCACUUUUGAGGAGUAUGUAUUGAACUUUUCAUCACUUUUUACAUACUACUGCUACUAAGGGAUGAUACAUGGUCAUCUAACAGUCAGGAAAUAAAUUAAUCGAUUGAAGAGACUGUCCUUCCUCUUCAAAAAGACCAUGACAGCAACAGUAUUAAAAGUUAUUCAUACAUUCUCAUCAUUUGCAAAACUUGGGAAAAUUUAAAAUCCAGAUUUGAAGAAUUAUGAAAAGUUACACUUU
Bemisia tabaci is the source of this 1869-nucleotide messenger RNA. RefSeq lists its product as uncharacterized. The record is from RefSeq and is a predicted model, not a curated record. Lineage: Eukaryota; Metazoa; Arthropoda; Insecta; Hemiptera; Aleyrodidae.